Xiphophorus hellerii (green swordtail) is the source of this 2676-nucleotide messenger RNA. RefSeq names its product zinc finger protein ubi-d4-like. The transcript is spliced from 11 exons. Gene Ontology annotation, cellular component: nBAF complex. NCBI's taxonomy places the organism in Eukaryota, Metazoa, Chordata, Actinopteri, Cyprinodontiformes, Poeciliidae. Gene Ontology annotation, biological process: nervous system development. Bases 61 to 1284 code for a protein of 407 amino acids. The record is from RefSeq and is a predicted model, not a curated record.
ACGGUCGCUAACGUCUGCGCGCAGGCGCACUGGCACUUCACACAACCGCAAUAAGCAAAUAUGGCGGCGGCCGUCGACAGUGUUGUGAAAGUUCUAGGAGAACAGUAUUACCGGGAUGCCAUGGAGCAGUGUCACAGCUACAACGCCCGUCUCUGUGCAGAACGCAGCAUCCUCAUGCCUUUCUUGGAUUCUCAGACUGGAGUUGCACAGUCAAACUGCUACAUCUGGAUGGAGAAGAGGCACAGGAGCGCAGGUAUAGCUCCAGGACAGCUGUACUCGUACCCCGCUCGCCGUUGGAGGAAGAAACGGCGUUCCCAUCCUCCUGAGGAUCCUCGCUUGGCUUUCCCUCCUCUCAAAGCAGCAGAUCUAGAGCUGGGUCUGAAACGUGAGGCUUUGGGAACGGUGGACGGCAGCAGCUUGGAGGCUCUGCUGAAAGGCGAACCCCUGGAGAGGAGGAGCGGCGUGUCUGACGUCCGCACCCCUGAGGACGACCCGGCCACUGUGGAGCCGCCGGCCACGUCGGCGGUCACUCACACGUCUUCUGGACGCAUUCGUAAGAGAGUUCUUGACCACGAUGAUUACUUGGAUGAUCUGGAUGACGAAGACUUUGAAGAUGAGACUCCCAAAAGACGAGGCAAGAGCAAAUCCAAGGGCCGCAGUGACAAGAAUGGGAAGAAGAAGACGGAGGCUGCGGCGGCGGCGCUGGAGGAGCGAGACAAACCGUACGCCUGUGACAUCUGUGGAAAGCGCUACAAGAAUCGCCCAGGCCUGAGCUACCACUAUACACACUCUCACCUGGCAGAGGAGGAGGGCGAGGACCACGAGGAGAUCGAGGCACCACCCACUCCUCGCCAGCCUGAGGAGCAGAAGACCACCAAAAAGGGUCCCAACGGUCUGGCGCUGCCCAACGAUUACUGUGAUUUCUGUCUGGGAGACUCCACCUUGAAUCAAAAAACGGGCCAAUCGGAGGAGCUGGUGUCCUGCUCAGACUGCGGACGGUCAGGACACCCGACGUGUCUGCAGUUCACUCCAGUGAUGAUGGCGGCCGUGAAGACGUACCGCUGGCAGUGCAUCGAGUGCAAAUGCUGCAAUGUGUGCGGCACCUCAGAGAACGAUGACCAGCUGCUCUUCUGUGACGACUGUGAUCGAGGCUACCACAUGUACUGUCUAACCCCACCCAUGACCGAACCGCCAGAGGGGAGUUGGAGCUGCCACCUGUGCCUGGCUCUGCUAAAAGACAAAGCCUCCAUAUACCAGCAGAACCAGAGCUCAGCCCCCGAGUGACGUCAAAACACGAAGCCCGCCUCUCAGCACCAGGACCCCCUCGGCCCCGGCUCAAAAUGUCAGACCUCCUCUCAGCCCGCCAGGCCGGACUCUGUCCAGAUGUAGCUGAGCCAGAUCGCAGGUCAGCUUCACAAGUCGCUCUUACCUACAGUGCUAGCCGGGGGACUCAAAACAUAAACAGACCUCAGAUCAGUCAACACGGGGAUCAAACUAUCACUACAAUCCUGCGUAGAGCGGCCUCAAGACUUGCUGUCAAACAUGUAACAUAUCAUGUGUAUUUACAUCAUAGACACACUUUCUACUGGACUGUUACACACACAGACAAACCGAAUGCAAGCAGUACCAAUAAUAGCUGCUGUCUCCAUGGGAACUCCCAAGAGAACAAGGAUUAGCGUCACGGCUAACUAUUUGCACCCCUCCACACUCAAAGACACAGCGUGGAGUGUGGAGACAGUUUUUCUUCAGCUAAAAGAUCUAUUUUUACUCACUGACAGUGAUGUGGGGACCACGUCACCGUAUAUCUGGUUAAGAAAUCUAAUUGUUGUUUCUGGUUAUUAGUGGGCUUUUCUAGUGGCUUUAGUCGGUGUGUGCUGUUGUCCCAUUCACCAAAGCUCUUACUGUGUUUUGAUGAGGUUUCCCUUUGCGUAUCUAUCAUAUGUGACAUCACAGUGGCGUUUCUCUCCGCUCACAGCCAACCCAAAGCACCACCGUCGCGAUGGCUUUCAUUUGGCUACAUCAAAUAUGACACAAACACUUCAACGUUUGAUCAUAGAGUGUAAUUAAACUAUAUAAGUAACUUCAGAGUUCAUCGGCUCCCUGCAGGAGGAAGCCAACACUUUUACAACGCCUCAAACUUUCCGGCUCCACUGAUAAGUUUUUUUUUUUUAGCUCACUACAUGAAACGCAGAGGAUCAUAAAUAAAUGUGUUUUUCCAUGUUUUUUUUUUUUUUUUGACGCGCCAUCAUUUCACACGUUGUGCCAACGAGACGCACUCAUUUCCAGACUAGCUGUUUUUAUCAUUUGUCACUGAGGUUGAUUUGCAUGCAACAUGCACAUAAACUUUCAUCACCGCUGUUUCUUUUUUGUGUUUGUUUUUACAUUUUAUAUCACCUGAUAUUCCAUUGGUAUUGGGAGUUUUUACUAGCUGAAUUUGUAAAGUCCAUGAUAUUGCAAACACUUCGAUAUAUAGCUCCUAAUCCAUUCUAUGUACUGUAUUGACUUUUAUAUUUUUGUUAUGACUGUGACAUGUUUCAAAUUGUUUAUGUCAAACUUUCUUCAUAAGUAUUUGUAAGAUGACGUACUUUGUUGUACUAUUUUUAUUUUUGCAUUUUUUUGGUAUUGAAGCUGAUUUAGCCCAACUGAAAUAAAGAUCAUUUUGAAUCGUGAACUCCA